AUGGUGGAGCCCCUAAUCAAAGUUUUAGUGCGCAAUACAGCAGAAAGACUACAAGCUGUGAGUAAUGAUCUAGAUGUUGCUCUAGAAGUUCUUGAGAACAAAGCCCUUGUUGCAUUACAAGGUCCUCAAGCUGCCAAAGUUCUUCAGAGCGGUGUUCAAACUGACCUCAGUAAAAUGUUCUUUAUGCAUGGUGGUGUAAUGGAUGUGUUUGGAAUCAAGGAUGUGCGAGUUACUAGGUGUGGCUACACUGGAGAGGAUGGCUUUGAGUUGUCUGUAGAUAAAAACAGAGCUGUUGAUUUGGCCAAAGCCUUGUUAGAAAGUAAAGAAGCCGAGGUAAAACCAGCUGGACUGGGGCCAAGGGACAGUUUGCGACUUGAGGCAGGCCUUUGUCUCUAUGGAAACGACAUUGAUGAAGGCAUCAGCCCUGUUGAGGCAGUGCUUGUGUGGACAAUAGGGAAGAGGCGACGCGCCCAAGCAGAUUUUCCUGGAGCUGAAAUAAUCCUGAGACAGAUCAAAGAAAAAGCUAAAAGGAAAAGAGUGGGCCUGGUUUCUAAAGGACCUCCUGCAAGAGGUGGAACAACCAUUCUGGAUUCCGAUGGGAAUAAAAUAGGUCACGUGACCAGUGGAUGCCCGUCACCCAGUCUCAAGCAGAACAUUGCAAUGGCUUACGUGACGUCAGAGUUCGCCAAACCUGGGACAUCUCUCCAGUUAGAAGUGUACAAGAAAAAGAUCGAGGCUCAAGUUGUGAAGAUGCCUUUUUUGCCAACAAAGUACUUCUUUGGAAAGUGAAUUUCAACGUGAAAGCCAAAAGACAGUCGAAACAAGCGUGUAUGAUUUAGGAAUACUAUUUGAAAUUGAAUAGGGUUUGAAAUAAUGUGUGAAAAAUAUCGAAAAGAUAAUAUAAUCGAUUACUUAAUUUUAUUUUUUACAUGUAACAUGGUGGAGCCCCUAAUCAAAGUUUUAGUGCGCAAUACAGCAGUCAGGAGCUCUUUCUCAUAAUCAGAACUAGAUUUACUUUCUGUAGUCAAUCAUUUGUCGUCUUUUUAAAUUAAUAUUUGAAAGCUGUUUACCCUGGAGCAAUCCGCCGUUCAGUUUGAUUUGCACGUUGACAAUCUUAUUAGAAGAAAUGCUCGUUCCCAAGGCCCUUCCUCUUCCUCGCUCGAGAACGAGAGAGGACCAUGGGACGGACCAUGGGAGCGAGGUUGAUCUGAAGGGUUCACAAAACUAAACAUGGCUAAAUCAUCAUGUCUAGGGUUCAUGCAGAAAAUAAAUCUCGCUAUUUGUUCGAACCUAAAUCUAAUGGUGCAGUAAGAGCGUGAAUGUUGCCAGCUGUUUUUCUGACUUAUGAGCGAGCGUGAAAUAGCUAUUCCUUAAAUUAUUGACCACUCCCGUGUUUAAUUUAAACAAACAAACAAAAAGUGUAUAUAGACGUGAAAUAAAACGUACAAUCUUUUUUA
Molecule: messenger RNA, 1457 nt
Organism: Orbicella faveolata
Lineage: Eukaryota; Metazoa; Cnidaria; Anthozoa; Scleractinia; Merulinidae
Product: aminomethyltransferase, mitochondrial-like
Biological process (GO): glycine catabolic process
Cellular component (GO): mitochondrion; glycine cleavage complex
Molecular function (GO): aminomethyltransferase activity; protein binding
Source: RefSeq, a predicted model, not a curated record